Molecule: messenger RNA, 24558 nt
Organism: Cuscuta europaea
Lineage: Eukaryota; Viridiplantae; Streptophyta; Magnoliopsida; Solanales; Convolvulaceae
Source: the annotation of a GenBank genome assembly
UAAAAACAUAAAACUGCCGUAGAGCCCCCACAACAAAGAAAUGAACUUGAUGGCGAGAGAGAUAAAGAGCCGCCUCAGAUCGACUCGACCUAUGUCUGAUUCUUGAGCCUAGCGACCCAAGACUUGUGCUCGCUCCAUUAUGUUCCGCCACGCCGCUACUCGCUUAUGGAACCGAUCAGCCUCUUCCGCCAGAGCGCCGCGACAGUUCUCCACGCCGUCGGCCGACGAAGCCUUUGUAUCCGCCUGGAGAAGGGUGGUUCCUACCGUUGAUCCUCCCAAGACUCCCCUCUCCUUCAUGAAACAUCGACCGCCAACCUCACCCGCUAUCCCGUCUAAGCUCAAAAUCAACUUCAUUCUGCCAUAUGCUUCCCAGUUCUCUAACAACGAGGUAAUUUUCUAUUACUCGUGGCAUUCUUGGCUUACUUUUUAUCCUUACUUUACCUCAAUUUAUGCUCUAUACUUACUUCAGAUUCCUGUACAAAAUUCAAGCUUUUCGGAUGUUUUUGCUUAGGCAAUGCUCUGUUCAGAUUGUUAAUGAGAAUGUUUUGCUGAAUUUGUAUCAUUUUGAAAGUGCUUUUUUUAUUCAUCUUUGGUAAUAAUGCCGUAACAAAUUAUGCUGUAUUACUGUUUAUAUUUCUCUUCUUAUAUGGCAUAAUAAGCCCCAAGUUAUGUUGGACAUAAGCUGCUACUAUAAAUGCACUGUAAAGUGUCAUAUUGUCUCUUUAAUUACUUCCACCUAAACCAUAAGAAAUCACGAGACUGUUGAAUGGGUGGUAAUAUUUGGUUCAAAGGAAAUAGUUGGGAUUGAGGUUCAAGGAUGACUACGAGUGGCAUAUCUAGUCAAAUGUUGGUUGGACUAAGUCAUUCCUUUUUAAUGUGAGUACAUGUAAAGUCUCUAGAAGUAGUUAAAUGUGCAUUGUAAGAAGGAAAGUAUAUGGUCCAAGCCUCCAAGGAAACUGCAUAACCUCAUUAUAAUGAAGUACUACCUCCCUUCCCUAAGAUUGGGACAAGAGGAGUGCUGCAGUUUUUAAGAAAAGUAAAAUCAUGUGGUUGAUAUUAAAUUGGUAAAGUAUGAAUAAAGUAAGAGUGAAUUAGAACCACUCAAAUAUUACUAAAUAUGGUACGGGGUAAACUUUGUGGGGCGGACAUAAAAGGAAAAAUUGGACAAUCACAGACGGAGAGAGAGUAAUAUAUACUCAAAUACAGAGUACUUCAUAAGCAUGAAAUUGUGCUGCAAUUAUGUGAUUACAGUCACUUUUAAAUACUAAGGACAUGUUUACUUCGCUACUAAAAACACGCUUAGGUUAGGAAGACAAAUGAAGUAAACACACAUGAUGUUUAAAAAGUUACUUACUAACCAAACUGGUGCUUAAACUGCCGCUUACUAAGCACUUCAUCCUCCAUGUAUUAAUUAAGCGUCAUUUUUAAGUUUUAUCAGUUUUCUGCAUUUACACUUACCUCUCACCCUUACCCUUAUCUCAUACCCUUACUCUAGCCGUUACCCCUACCCCUAUCCCCCCACCAUGUUACCCUUAACCCUACCCGUCCUCGUAUCCCUCACCCUGAUAAGUUCGUAUUACAACACGCAUUUGAUGCGUGUUGGAAUCGGAUUUUGAUAGUUUUCCUAGCUUUAAGGGGUUGCAAGUCUCAAUUUUAGCUCAAGAUGUAAUUAUCAGGCGUUGGGUCGAGUUUUGUGGCGUUUGAAGUCAAAAAUCGGAGAAUUUGAGCCUGACAUCGGCAUUUGAGAUGAGUUGAAGAGCGCUCGAGAAAGAUUUGAGAGAUUUGGAGGUCACCGGGAGAUUCGUGAUGAAGAAUUGUUGAAGAAAAAGCUUUUGAAAAGAUUGCGGGGGCAUUUGGAGCGAGGAAAAGAAGAGAAAAUCAAGUUUUUACAUACGCACGGUGAUAGGGACCUACCUAUUAGAUUAAUAAUAGAAAGAAUCAUAAUAAUAGUUUUAAUAAGGGCUUACGCAGUAUUAUAGUAUAAAUAGAUGUAGAGGGAAGGUAGUAAGGAAGGUUUUUUGGACUUUUGGACUGGGACUGGGAAAUAUUAGAGAGUUAUUCUCUUCUCUUUUGGGAGGCUUCUGCCUUUGUUUCUGUUUCUCUCUUUAACCGAUCUUCUUCAUCAAAUAAGAAUUUAGUUUGAUUUUCUUGUUAAUCUACUGUACUGGUGAGGUCCCUAUCAUUGGUAUCAGAGCGUCGGUCGCUGGAUGAUACACACGCGCGCCAAAAUGGAAGGACGGAUCAAUGAAGUCGAGAAAACUUUGUCAGAUGUGGGAAGAAAUCAACGUGAAAUACAAGCAAAUUUGGAGAGAAGUCAGAGAGAGAUGCAUGCGAUGAUGACGGCGAUGCAAGCUAGCAUCGCUGAUUUGCAGAACCGACUUCAAAGUCGUUCGCGACAUACAUCGCACCAUUCGCACCGAUCUUCGCAUGGCUCAUCCCACCAUAACUCUUCCCAUCGUUCGUCGUAUAGCUCUUCUCGUCAGACUUCGCAUCAUCAGUCGCGAAGGUCAUCCAAUCCAGAGGGAUCGGAAGAGAAUUUUGACUACUCUCAUACGCAUCCCAAAUCUCAUCAUCGACAUACGCGAUUUUCGACUGACUCAGAGGAGUUAGAAGAGCAGAGACAUCGCAGAAAAUCUGGAGACUGAUCGAGGACGACUAGGUAUCUUCCGCUACCUGACAAACACAAUCCAUCGUCAUCGCUUAUAAGUUCGCAAACUGAAACGCAAAUGAAAGCGCGAACUGUUCCUUUUAGUUCGCAAUCGCGAACUUCUUUUCAUAUUUCUCAAGCGCGAACUGUUUCUCGCCAUUUGCAGAAUUCCUCUCCGAACCUCAGUUCGUGUCCAAGAAAGUCACCAAUCGAUUUUCACUAUUUCCCUUCCUCUUCUCAAGUCGUUUCUAUGUGUUUGCCAGUUUUAUCACAAGAUGGUUUUGUCCCUGAGCAAGAAAUUCUACCGUCCAUAGAGGAGAUUGAGAGGGAACCAAUUGAAUCUGGAAUCAAGAAAACGAAUAAGGAGGACGAAAUCGAGGAGCAAACUACAGUUGUAGGUGUCUUAAAGUCGAAAACGGUUCUUCCGGUUAAACAAACGCCAGAUUAUGCUUCUCCUAAUAUUGAAAUUGCUAUGGAUUUAACUCCCAGUCGAGUUUCUAUUGCUGACCUGCUUAUCCACCCAUGUUUCUUUGGAAGUAGAGUCUUAACUGCUUAUGAAAUUGGAACAUUUAAAAUCAAGAACGUUUCAGAUGACAAAGCUGUUCGGAUCAAAAGUCAAGAACCUAGACAACCCAGGGAAAUGUUUUCAGAAUAUUCAAGCAUUGAUAAAAGGAAAUCUGGGCCAGAGGCUCACGAGGAUGUUGUGGAUAUUUUUUUAGGAGAAUUUGCUAUUAUGUUUGGAAACCGUAAACCUUUUCCUGAAGAUGAGAAGUCUAACCAUCCCCAGCACUUUGAUAGAAGUUCCCUGCAACUCACAACAGUAAUUGUUAAAGACUUAUCAGGAUUAAAAGAAGCAGAAUUGCCGCAUAUUGUUGAUAGCAUGAUAAACUACCACAAGCUUGGCUUACAUAAUCCAUUGAAAGCAUUAGGAGGAUAUCUAAAAUUGGGAGACAUCACUGCAAAGACUGUUCUUAGCCUAUCACUUACUGAUGUUUUUGACAUCUUAACAAGAGUGUUACAGAAGAUGGCUCUUAAGAGUUAUCAGCAAGCUCUAGGCGAAGUUGUUGCACCAAUUUUUUUAGAAAUACUCUAUGGUAAUCAGGUUCAUUUUCUGGCAAGAUCUUCUGAAGUGUCAGGAAGUUAUUUGGGACAGAACCGCCCUGAUUUGUGGACUUAUGGUCCUUUGGAAAUUGUUACUUACUUUAAAUUUGUAUUGGAUAUUCCUGCAUUUCAACUGAUGGGUGCAUUACUCAAGGAAAAUAUGCAUGUUCUUAAAAAAGACAUCUGGUUAUGCAGUGUAAUGGGACAAAUGCUACUUCUGUUUCAUGAUGGGGGAAUACCAUUGGAGAUUGUAGAAGUCUUAAAUUCAAAAAGAGGAACACAAUAUGACAUAAGUUUUCAUAAACUUUCUUAUGACAUGUGUGUGGAUGAAAUUCUGUACGAGCUAUUCAUUGAGAAGUUUCACUCAAGAGAGAGGAUGGAGCCUGAGAGACAUGCAAUGCUGAACAUGGUCAAGAGCUUUUCAUCUAGAGGACUAGAAGUCUGGGAACUUCUUAUACCACCAUCAGCGAGGUACUGGGAGGGAAGAGGCACCAGGAGGAAGCGGAAUUCCAGACUUGGUUCCUAUCUUCCCACCUUGAGGGCAAGGUGGAUUUUCAAAGGGGGGAGUAUUGAUAGGGACCUACCUAUUAGAUUAAUAAUAGAAAGAAUCAUAAUAAUAGUUGUAAUAAGGGCUUAAGCAGUAUUAUAGUAUAAAUAGAUGUAGAGGGAAGGUAGUAAGGAAGGUUUUUUGGACUUUUGGACUGGGACUGGGAAAGAUUAGAGAGUUAUUCUCUUCUCUUUUGGGAGGCUUCGGCCUUUGUUUCUGUUUCUCUCUGUAACCGAUCUUCUUCAUCAAAUAAGAAUUUAGUUUGAUUUUCUUGUUAAUCUACUGUAAUUGUUCUGUACUGGUGAGGUCCCUAUCACACGGUCGUGCCCAUGAGGUACGCACGCCGUGCGUACGUGGCAGUAAGCUCCAGGAGACGAGACGAGAUCACGCACGCCAUGCGUGCGGGGUAUGCACGUCGUGCGUGCACGAGGGCCGAAGCGAGGAAGCUACUGGAGGGUACGCACGCCGUGCGUGACUGUUACGCACGCCGUGCGUAAGUGCGAAACGCGGGUUUGCUCCGGACGCAAGGACGCCAUGCACGCCGUGCGUAGCACCGUGCGUGGGUCCGAAACCAUAAUCCUGGCCGAAUUUUGUUGUGUUUCCUUUAAAGGGGGAUGGAACUUAGAGAGCAGCUUAAGGACGAAAUUUAGAGAGCUUUUCAGCCCGUUUUUUCAAUUCUCUAAGAUUCUUUGUAAGUACCUACUUUUUAAUUAAGGACAAUUAUUUCUAAUCUUCCUAAUUCUGUUGAUUAUUCAAUUAUGAGUCGGGAGUAGUUUUAAUUAGGGAUUUGGCAUUGAUGAAGGGGUUAAUCAUGAUGUAUGGCUAGAUUCUUGAUGGAUUAAUUGCAUGAAUGAUAUUUAAUUUGUGUUUGAAUGAUUUUAUUGAUAUCUUUUGUAACCUAGAACGGCCGCUAGAAUUACAAUUGCUUGUAGAAUAAAUUAAGAGAGAUCUAGUUCAUUCUAGGACACAUUCACAUACAUUUAAUCAUUCACUAAGAGAUUAGUAGCGAUUAAGGGGCCGUAAGCUCGCUCGUUUUGGCAAUGGUUUAGAUACCUGUCGCAUGAGAGAUCAGCCUGGUCCCCUAAAUUAUUGUACUUUACGCCGCGAGAGCGGUAAGAACUUAGUAAUGAUUAGCUAGGCUCAAUUAAAUUAAUUUCAUGUAAUUAAGCCUGAUCUGCCAGAAAUCUGAUUACCCUGGGAUCAAUCCCUAUUCCUUUCGUCGUUAAUUAUGAAAAACCCAAUCAAUUAUUUUUAUUCGCCCAUUCGCAUUAAUUUAUUUUCCAAACCACCCAAUCUCGCACAAUUGCAUUUUAUUUUAUUUUAUUUCUUUUUAAUCCCUGAAUUUAGUUAAUCUUUAAUUCCCCUUUACCGUCCCUGUGGAGACGAUACUUGUACUUACACCACUCUUCUACGAUCUACUUUUUAGUGCGAGAAAACUAACAUCAGUUUUUGGCGCCGUUGCCGGGGACGGUGUCGAUCUUAAGGGUUAAUUCAACCCAGCGAUCCGUUUUAGUUUUUCGUAGGAUUUUUGUCUGCUAACCUUGCAGGCCAGAGCUGUUUAUGCAUACACGUUCUAAGAGGAGAGAACCGCUAAUCCCUCUUAAUCUUGAGAUCGAAAAGCUCGCCAGACAAAACCGCAAGGCCCCGAAAGAGAAAAUCACCAUGGACCAUCAAUCUUCAUCCGAAACCGCAGGGAUGUCCGGUAACCCUAACCCCACAGCUCAGCAAGAUUUCUAUGUUUACACAUCACCCUAAUCUUCACUACCAAUUUCACUUAGAAACUGUUAGCAAUACUAUAUGCACGCCACCUGUAAUAGUCUAGUAUUAAAGUCUAACUGUUAUAGUUAGUUUGGUUGUACUGUUGUGUCUGUUAUAAGUCGGUUAGAGCUUUAGCUCUAUAAAUACUUAUGUACUGUUAUUCUUAGAGUUAAUGAAAUAACAAUUCAUCUUCUUCUACAUUCUGUUAAUUUUCUAAUAUGGUAUCAGAGCUUCAGCUCGAUCUACCAUGACGAAUUCAAGCUCGACCUCUUCCUCCUCUCGAGUUACUGGAAACUUUACGCUUCCAGCAGUUUUUACACAUCCUAUUCCAAUCAAACUUGAUUCGAACAACUACCUUCUCUGGAAGCAUCAUAUUGAAUCAGUUAUUCGAGCGCACAAAUUAUUCAAGUUUGCGGAAAAUCCGAAGAUUCCUGAUCAGUUUGUUGAUGGCGACGAUGAAGAAAGCAAGACGAUCAAUGAUGCGUACACUAUUUGGGAACAACAGGACCAAAUGCUUUUUUCAUGGCUGCUUUCCUCUCUGUCCGAGUCACUGCAUGCUCGAGUCAUCCAUUGUCAACACUCACAUGAGUUGUGGAGUACAAUUCGGAAAUUCUUCCAGUCAUCCAUUGUUGCGAGGGCCAGACAGCUUAAAUCUGAGCUCUAUAACACUGGAAAAGGCGAUCGAUCGAUUUCAGAAUACCUUCUUCGGAUUCAAACGAUUGUUGAUAAUCUUAUCUCAGUUGGAGAACCGAUAUCCAAUAAAGACCACAUCAAUGUAAUUCUGGAAGGUCUUCCAGAGGAGUAUGAGUCUCUUGUAUCAUCGGUAACGUCUCGAAGCAUUCUAGAUCCGAUAACCAUUUCUGAACUUGAACCUCUACUGUUGCUCAAGGAAAUGCGACUGAAAAAGCUUCGUGAAGCCACCUCACAAAAUAUCUUCUCUGCAAAUAUUGCUCGUAUUGAUGCUUCGCCUCCAAAUACCAGUUCUGAUGCUCGUGUUGAAGCUCCUACAGCAUCGGAAACCUCAUCUGUCAACAUUGCUCAGUUCAAUAACCUUAAUCACACAAUCCUUCAGAGGAAGAGGACGUGGUGGCUCCAACAGAGGUCGAGGUGGUCGUUUUGGAGGUCGUAGCUCUAUUAUCUGUCAGGUCUGUGGAAAAUCAGGCCAUCAUGCCUUAAUCUGCUAUCAUCGCUAUAAUCCUGCAUUCUCCAAUACAAAUCAUAAUACAGCCUAUGCUAAUCCUCCUACCAUUGGACACUCUAACCAUUGGUACUCCCAGACACCAAAUCUAUAUUAUCAACCUCAGAUUCCAUAUCAACCUUCCUACACUCCUAAACCGCACAACUACCAACAUUACAAUUCUCCAACACCUUCUACUAAUCACUUCAACCAGCAAUCUUCCACUCCAACUCCAGAAACAUUUACUUGGGAAUCACAUUCUUCCGGACCUUCUGUAGCUUUUGCCAGUGCUAAUUCUUCAAUUCUGGGACCAGCUCCAUCUAACCAACCAUGGUUCCCAGAUUCAGGUGCCACACAUCAUGUAACUGUUGAUCCACUGAAUUUCCAGCAUAGUGAACCCCUUGCUACAACUGACAAGCUCUUUAUGGGCAAUGGUCAAGGUUUGGAUAUACAGUCUAUUGGUUUUUCUUCCUUUCCUUCACCCUUUCUUACUUCUCAGUAUCUUCAACUCAAUAAUAUUCUUCAUGUUCCCACAAUAACCAAAAAUCUGUUGAGUGUUAGUCAAUUUGCUAGAGACAAUAAUGUCUAUUUUGAAUUCUAUCCUCAUGAUUGCUAUGUCAAAUCUCAGGUUUCUAAACAAAUCCUUUUACAUGGAGUCCUUGGUGCUGAUGGUCUGUACAAGUUCCAGUCCAUACCUCCUCUUGGUUCAUAUCAACCUGUCUCUGUAGGGUCUACAACAAAUAAAACUGUUCAUCCUGUUUCUUUUGUUUCCACUUGUAAUAAGUCUCAAAUAUGUACUGCACCAGUUUCUUGUAAUUUGUGGCAUUUAAGACUAGGGCAUCCACACUUUGAAGCCCUCAAAUCUGUACUCCAAUACUGUAAUGUGUCCACAAUUAAUAAAAAUGAUAUCUCUUUCUGCUCUUCUUGUUGUCUUGGAAAGGCACACAGAUUACCUACACAUUCUUCUAACACUGUUUAUCAUUCACCAUUUGAACUAAUCUUUACUGAUUUGUGGGGACCAGCACCAGUUUUGUCCUUUGAUGGAUAUUCAUACUACAUAUCUUUUAUAGAUGCCUUUACAAGAUAUACUUGGAUCUAUUUUUUGAAAAAGAAAUCAGAUGCUCUCACAACCUUUCAAAACUUCUAUCAGUAUGUUAUGACUCAAUUUUCCACCCCUAUUAAAUCCAUUCAAUCUGACUGGGGAGGGGAAUUUAGAUCCUUUACCAGUUUUCUCACUGAAAAAGGCAUCACUCAUAGGUUAAUUUGUCCACACACACAUCACCAAAAUGGUGUUGUGGAAAGAAAACACAGGACUAUUGUGGAGAAAGGCCUAUCCAUUUUAGCUCAUUCUUCCUUGCUUUUCAAAUUCUGGGACACAACUUUUGCAACCUCUGCUCACCUUCUCAACAGAACACCACCCAAAUCAAUUGCUAAUUCCAGUCCUUAUUUCAAACUUUAUGUAUCUAUUCCAGACUAUUUCAUUCUUAAAGUCUUUGGUUGUGCUUGUUAUCCUUUUAUUCGACCUUACAACAGACAUAAAAUGGACUUUCACUCUGAAGAGUGUUUUUAUAGGUUACUCCCCUCAACACAAAGGCUAUAAAUGCCUCUCAUCUUCUGGAAAAGUGUAUAUCUCCAAAGAUGUCAUAUUUCAUGAAACUAAAUUUCCCUACUCACUUCUCUUUCCUUCAUCAUCAUCUAAUUCCACUACCCCACAGUCUUCACUUUCUACUCCUCUAACUGUCCUUCAUCCUCAACAAAAUCAGUCUUCUUUUUUUGAAUCUUCUAUUUGCCAUUCCAAUGAAUCUCCAUCAACUGCCUCCGAACUACACAGUUCAUUUCACUCAUCCCCCCCCCCCCCCCCCAGUUCUCAUGGUCUCCAAGGUCAGCCUCUCAAUUCUCCUCAUUUGUCUCCAAGUCAGUCUCCUUUUGUAUCCUUUUCAUCUUCUAGGUCACCUUCUCCUCCUCCAACUAACACUCAUCCUAUGCAAAUCAGGGCAAAGUCAGGAAUUAUUAAACCUAGACUAAAUCCUACCUUACUGUUAGCUCAUAUUGAGUCUAAGUCAGUUAAGCAAGCUCUUUCCUCUCCUCAGUGGUUUUCAUCUAUGCAGACUGAAUAUGAGGCUUUAAAGGCAAAUAAAACAUGGUCCUUAGUUCCUCUGCCUCCUGAUAAGCAAGCUGUUGGAUGCAAAUGGUUUUCAGAGUUAAAGAAAACUCUGAUGGCUCUUUAAACAAAUUCAAAGCCAGAUUAGUUGCUAAAGGGUUUCAUCAAAGGUUUGGAUUUGACUUUGGAGAGACAUUUUCACCUGUUGUUAAGCCUGUCACUAUAAGAAUUCUACUUACCUUGGCUGUUUCUCAUAACUGGUCUAUUCAACAACUUGAUGUAAAUAAUGCCUUUCUAAAUGGCAAUCUUGAGGAAGAGGUCUAUAUGAUUCAACCCCCAGGUUUUGAAGCCAAGGAUACUUCUCUUGUUUGUAAACUACAUAAAUCCUUGUAUGGCCUCAAACAGGCUCCAAGGGCCUGGUUCCAAAAACUGACUUCUGUUCUCUAUGCUGUUGGAUUCAAACAGAGUAAAUGUGACCCAUCUCUCCUAAUUUUUCUGUCAUCCAACAUUCAUAUCUACAUUUUAAUCUAUGUAGAUGACAUCUUGGUUAUUGGGAAUAAUUCUACUGCCAUUCAACAACUUAUUCACAAACUGCAUUCCUCAUUCUCUCUCAAACAUCUGGGUGACAUUGAUUUCUUUCUAGGAAUUGAAGUCAGAAAACUAAGCAAUGGUAGUCUACAUCUUUCUCAAACAAAAUAUGUUAGAGAUCUGCAUAAAGCUGGAAUGCUUGAUUCCAAAGGAGUAAAAACUCCUAUGACAAGCAGCUGCAAACUCACCAACUCAGGGAGUGACAAUUUACCUGACCCCUAUGCUUACAGAUCUAUAGUUGGGGUUUUACAGUAUGCUACUCUCACACGACCAUAGAUUAGCUAUGCAGUAAAUAAAGUUUGUCAAUUCAUGGCCACACCUCUACAGGAUCAUUGGAAAGCAGUAAAACACAUCCUCAGAUAUCUCUCUGGCACUGUACAUCAUGGCAUCAUUAUUCAACCUCUUCCUCUGAAAACCAUACCUCUACCAAUCUCUGCAUUCUGUGAUGCUGAUUGGGCAUCUGAUCUUGUUGAUAGAAAAUCUACUUCUGGAGCCUGUAUCUUUCUUGGUCCAAAUAUCAUCUCUUGGUGGUCCAAGAAACAAUUAAGGGUGGCCAGAUCAUCAGCAGAAGCCGAGUACAGAAGUUUAGCAGACACAACAGCUGAAAUCCUAUAGGUUCAAUUUCUACUUAAGGAGCUUCACAUUCCUUUUGCUAUUUCUAGAGUUUAUUGUGAUAAUCUCAGCACACUACAACUUGCACACAAUCAUGUGCUACAUUCUUGCAUCAAACACAUGGAAAUUGAUCCGUUCUUUGUGAGGGAAAAAGUUCAAUCCAAACAACUUGAAGUAUUCCAUAUUCCAGCCCCUUAUCAAGUUGCUGAUGUUCUCACAAAACCAUUGCCUGCUUCAUCCUUCCUUGAAUUCAGAACCAAACUUAGUGUGAUUGAUCUUCCCAAUAAAUCACCCUAAUUUUGAGGUGGAAUGUUAGGAAUACUAUAUGCACGCCACCUGUAAUAGUCUAGUAUUAAAGCCUAGCUGUUAUAGUUAGUUUGGUUGUACUGUUGUGUCUGUUAUAAGUCGGUUAGAGUUUCAGCUCUAUAAGUACUUAUGUACUGUUAUUCUUAGCGUUAAUGAAAUAACAAUUCAUCUUCUACAUUCUGAUAAUUUUCUAAUAGAAACCCUCCUGGUUUUCGGAACUACCGUACAUCGAUCUUUUCCCAAAAUCAGCCUUCACCGCAAUUUAACCUCCCUCCAUUAUAUUAACUUUUUCAAAAUACCCUUACUGCUCCUGAAACUAAUUUCCAAAAUCAAGUUUAUGGGAUGCAAAGAGCAGGGCAGAGUAUUCCCGUUUUCCAACCGAGACAGAACCCACUUCCAAUCAAUCAACCUACAUUCCAAAAUCAGCCCCAGUACCAUAAUCCGUACCCUAAUCAGUAUCACAACCAAACCCAAGUCCCACCUGCUCAGCCACAACCAGCCCCCCAGCCUAGACAGCAGGCGCCUCCACCUAAUACCUAUGUACCGCAUAAUAAUCCGCUCUAUCAGGGCCGGACCAUUGCAAAGUUCUUUAUACCAGACGUCUCAGAAUAUGAUAGCAUUCAAGUGUCAGGAAUUACUGCCAAUCGUUAUGAGAUCAAUCCGGCAGUGAUAAACAUGGUGUCCAAUAACCAAUUUGGAGGAGGCCCUACAGAAGACCCAGUGGCACAUAUUACCCGCUUUCUGAGAAUGUGCCAAACUUUCAAGAUACCAGAGUUAACUGAUGAUCAGGUCAGGAUGAUGCUUUUCCCUUUCUCACUGAGGGAUGAUGCACAGAGGUGGUUGGACAACAAUCCUCACCACCACCUCCAAACUUGGGACCAGUUGCAUAAUGUCUUUAUAAAAGAAUACUUUCCAACAUCAAAGGCACUUAAAUUGAAAAAGUAGCUGCAGGAGUUCAAGCGGGGAUCUCUAGAAGCACUGGCUGAAGCAUGGAAGAUAUUCAAGGUGCUGAGAAGAGCUUGCCCUCAGGGCAAUUUGAGUGAUUGUGAGGUUCUUUUCUACUUCUAUAGCGGACUCAACAAUGAAGGGAAGAUGAUGUUGGAUGCUUCGGGUGACGGAGUCUUUCCUGAUUUACCAUCUGAGGUUGGGGAAGAACUAGUGGAGAAGAUUGUUUCAAAUAAUGCAUCUUGGUACAGCGACAGGAGUUCUCCUCAGCAAAAGGCUCCGGGCCUAUACGAGAUCAGUGAUAAUUCUGCUCUCUCUGCACGAGUAGAUACAUUGGCAAACAUGGUGCAGAAGCUCACAACCAGCGUGGAUGCUAUAGGGAAAAAUGUGGAUCUUGCUCUCUCAGUGCCCAGUGUUAAUAUGGUAGCCCCCUGUCACGAAUCUCCCGAUGCCGCGGCAUGACAUGCCAAUACGCCGCGGCAUGACAUGGAAUACGCCACGGCAUAACCGUGGCCAGGUGACAAGGAAGAGUCUAGAACAUCCCAAGAGGAAGGGGCAGAAUCCUGGAGGCUAAGAGAAUAUUCUAGACUCGUGUAGAUACAUAUACACUUGUAUAGAGUAUAGUAGAAUAUUCUAGAAUAUGAUAGAGUUGUAUAGAAUGUUCUAGAAUUAAACCAUAGCCGUUAGAUCAAAUAGAUCUCAACCAUCCAUUGAGGAGGAGGGCAAGUAUAAAUACCCCUCAAGGUGGUUCAUUUGUACACAUCGAAGUUUCCAAGCAUUCAAUAAAGUCUCAAGCUUUCCUCAAGUGUUCUUGCCUUUAACACAUUCCCUUCUAGCCAAGCACUUAAAAACACACAACACUAAGGAGUUGUCCAGGCUGACUUAGCUACUGCGAGGGGCAGAAAGGAGCUAAGGCCGCACGUGAGCUUGUUGAGGGAACAAGUCCGUGACAGUUGGUAUCAGAGCCAGGUUCAGGUUCGGGUUCGUGUUGUGCACAUUUGGGAGCAUGGCUGGAAACGUUGACACUAGCAUGUCCAACUUCACCGAGGAACGUGGGAGGGAUGCUAAUCCUAACCAUGGCAAGAAGAAGCGUGAUCAAAGCAAAGCUCGAGGGGAGAUUCUUGCUUUGGAGGAAGCUGUUGAAGGGCUAGGCGCUAAGCUCGAGAGGGUCGAGAACGGCGCAAACUUGCUGGAGAACCAUAUGUUUGAGCAACUUAGCCUUGUGAAGGAUGAGGUGGGGGACCUCGAUGGCCGAUUUGUUCAACUGGAGGAAAAGGUAAUGGAUGCUAUCCAAUCUUUACAAGUUAGUCUUGAGGGUAUGCGUGAAGAGUUGGCGUUGUGUAAAAAGGCUGCUGCCAGUGGUGGGGCAACGAUCAACCUAGCCCAUACCCCUAAGAUUGAUUAUCCGAAGCCUUCUAAGUUCCAUGGAGUUCGAGAUGCUAAGGAAGUCGAGAACUACCUAUGGCAAAUGGAGCAAUACUUUGACAACCUCAACCUAGAGGAUGAGACGGCGAGGAUCAAGACGGCCACAUCCUACCUAGCGGAUACGGCCAUGUUAUGGUGGCGAAGAAGGCAUGCGGACAUUGAGCGGGGCGUUGCACGGAUUGACACUUGGGACGACUUCAAGAAGGAGUUAAAGAGGCAUUUCUAUCCGGAGAACGUCGUCUUCGAGGCACGCAAGAAGCUAAGGGAGUUGAAGCAAAGAGGUACGAUUCGUGACUAUGUGAAAGACUUCACAACCCUUAUGCUCCAAAUCCCCAACUUGUCCCAAGAAGACCUACUUUUCUAUUUCGUGGAUGGGUUACAAAGUUGGGCUAAACAAGAGGUGCAACGGCGGAAUGUUCAAACGGUGGAUGAAGCCAUUGCCGCUGCUGAAUCCUUGAUGGACUUCCAGCACCAUAGUUAUGGGGAGGCAUCCAAGAGAAAAGACAAGAACCCCGUCAAAGGUGGGGGAGAGAGACACGACAACGUGGGAAAAGAGAACCCACGAAAAUCAUUCUUCAAGAGGGGAGACAAGAGUUUAGGGCGUGAGGAGUACGAGGCAAAGAAGAAGUCCUUUGUACCGAAGGGUGGUUGCUUCGUAUGCAAAGGACCGCAUACCGUGAAGGACUGUCCUAAGCUUGGUUCAUUGUCUGCCAUAGUAGAGCAACAAGAAGCGGAAGCCCGAGAUGAGGAGACGAGCAAGAUGGGAUCUCUCCAAAUCCUUAAUGCUCUCAAGGCGAAGCCGAUGCCUACGACGACAAGCAAGGGGCUCAUGUACGUUGAGGCAUACAUCAAUGGGAAACCAACAAGGGCGUUGGUGGACACGGGCGCAACGCAUAACUUUGUGACUGAGGAGGAAGCCAAGAGGGUUGGUCUUCAAUGGUCCAGAGGCGAGGGGUGGCUUAAAACAGUUAAUGCCAAGGCUCAGCCCCUGAACGGCGUGGCACGAGGUGUGAAUCUACGCCUAGGCGCUUGGAAGGGCCAAGUGGAUUUUUCGGUGGCACCAAUGGAUGACUUCAAGGUUGUUCUAGGGAUGGACUUCCUGAGACAGGUAACUGCGAUCCCUAUGCCAUCCUUUAGCACGGUUUGCAUUCUUGAGAAGGGUUCACCGUGCAUGAUACCGACAUUGGAAACUCCCAAUGAGCGGCCAAGUGGGGCUAAGACAUUGUCGGCUAUGCAAGUAGCCAAGGGGGUGAAGAAGGGAGAACCGACAUUCUUAGCCGUACUCAAGGUGGAUGAUGAGACGGAAGGGCCGACAGACAUACCACCUCUUAUUCAAGCUGUCCUUGAGGAAAACAAGGACGUGAUGCCGGCGAAGUUACCCGACAAGCUACCACCUAGGAGGGAGGUGGGUCACAAGAUCGAGUUGGAACCGGGUGCCAAACCACCCGCAAUGGCACCCUAUCGCAUGUCCCCAAGUGAGCUCGAGGAGCUACGUCGCCAACUCGAUGAGCUGUUAGGGACCGGGAAGAUGAGACCGUCGAAGGCACCUUAUGGCGCACCGGUACUAUUCCAAAAGAAGCAUGAUGGGACGCUAAGGAUGUGCGUGGACUACCGGGCGCUUAACAAGGUAACGAUCAAGAACCGCUAUCCUAUUCCGUUGAUUGCCGACCUAUUCGAUAGACUUGGUGGGGCCAAGAUAUAUACAAAGAUGGAUCUACAAAAAGGUUACUACCAAGUACGAAUAGCGGAAGGAGAUGAGCCUAAGACCGCAUGUGUUACACGCUAUGGCUCGUUCGAGUGGUUAGUCAUGCCCUUUGGACUAACCAACGCACCAGCCACAUUUUGCACGCUCAUGAACAAGAUCUUCCAACCCUAUUUAGACCGGUUUGUGGUGGUAUACUUGGACGAUAUUGUGGUUUAUAGCAACUCCAUGGAGGAGCAUGUGGAACACUUACGCAUUAUCUUCCAAGUACUCCGGGAGAAUGAGCUUUAUGUCAAGAAGGAGAAGUGCAUGUUCGCCACGGAGGAAGUACACUUUCUUGGUCAUGUCAUUGGGCAUGGGAAACUCAUGAUGGACAUGGGGAAGAUUAGGGCAAUCGUGGAAUGGGAGGCACCGACCAAGGUAACCGAAUUACGGUCAUUCCUUGGGUUAAUAAAUUACUACCGGCGUUUCAUCGAGGGAUAUUCGAAGAGGGCAGCCCCAUUGACGGACCUACUCAAGAAGGGGAAAACUUGGGAAUGGUCCGACCUAUGUCAAGAGGCCUUUGAUGACCUGAAGGCCGCGGUGAGCCAAGAGCCCGUUCUAGCUCUACCGGACUUUGACAAACCAUUUGAGGUACAAAUCGAUGCCUCCGACUUUGCCAUUGGAGGAGUGUUGAUGCAAGAGAGGCAUCCAAUAGCAUUCGAGAGCCGCAAGUUGAACGAGACGGAGCGGCGUUACACCGUGCAAGAGAAGGAGAUGACCGCGGUGGUUCAUUGCUUGCGCGUAUGGAGACACUACCUCUUAGGCGCAAAAUUCAUCAUCAAGACAGACAACGUGGCAACGAGCUAUUUCCAAACUCAAAAGAAGUUAUCACCUAAGCAAGCUAGGUGGCAGGAUUUCUUGGCGGAGUUCGACUACACUUUGGAGUAUAAGCCCGGGAAAGCCAAUGUUGUAGCCGACGCACUUAGUAGGAAGGCAGAGCUCGCAGCCAUUAGUCAAGCGGAGGGGGACCUGAUCGGGCGCAUCAAGGAGGGACUUGAACGCGACCCCAUGGCGAAGGAGUUGAUGAAGCUAGCCAAGGAGGGCAAAACCCAACGGUUUUGGGAAGAGGACGGCCUUCUCUACACAAAGGGGCGUCGUCUUUAUGUCCCAAAAUGGGAGAAUUUAAGAAGAGAUCUCGUCAAGGAGUGCCAUGACACGAAGUGGGUUGGUCAUCCCGGCCAAAAACGCACCCUAGCACUUGUCGAGACAGCAUAUUUCUGGCCACAGAUGAGGGACACUGUGGAGCUUUAUGUGAAGACCUGUCUUGUGUGCCAACAAGACAAGGUGGAGAAUCGGCAACCCGCAGGACUGCUGGAACCAUUGCCCAUUCCCGAGCGACCAUGGGACUCUAUUUCUAUGGACUUCAUUAGUGCCCUACCGAAGUCCGAGGGGUUUGGAUCUAUCAUGGUGGUGAUAGAUCGAUUUUCUAAGUAUGGGACGUUCAUCCCGUGCAUGAAAGACUGCACAGCGGAGGAGGCGGCACGGGGGUUCUUCAAGAACGUGGUGAAGUAUUGGGGACUUCCAAGAAGCAUAGUGAGUGACCGAGACCCCCGCUUCACGGGCCGACUAUGGACUGAGUUGUUUAAGUUGCUGGGGACACAACUCAACUUCUCUACAAGCUUUCACCCUCAAACCGAUGGGCAAACCGAACGGGUGAACGCCUUGCUAGAGUGUUACCUUCGGCACUUUGUAAGUGCCAACCAGCGAGAUUGGGCAAGACUCUUGGACAUAGCCCAAUUCUCAUACAACUUGCAGCGGAGUGAGUCUACGGGACGAAGUCCAUUUGAGCUUGCCACGGGGCAACAACCACUAACUCCACACACUUUGGCCACGCCACUCCAAGAUGGGAAGAGCCCGGGAGCAUUUAAGAUGGCGAAGUCUUGGGAGGAACAAGCCGAUCUAGCUCGUUCGUGUUUAGAGAAAGCACGCAAGCGGAUGAAGAAGUGGGCGGACGAGAAGAGGCGGCCAAAGGAGUACACCGUGGGGGACUUAGUCUUUGUGAAGCUCUUACCACAACAAUUCAAGGUAUUGAGAACCUUACACAAAGGCCUAGUCCGUAGAUAUGAGGGGCCAUUCCCGAUUAUUGCUAAGGUAGGAAAAGUUUCGUAUAAGCUCGACCUACCCAGCACAUUGAAGAUUCACCCGGUCUUCCACGUGAGUAUGUUGAAGCCUUAUCAUGGGGAUGAGGAAGACCCAAGCCGGGGGUUAUCAAGCCGAGCACCGCCUGUAGUCACUAAGUCUUACGACAAAGAGAUUGAAGACGUGCUCGCAACAAAGGAGGUUAGGAAGAGGGGCGUUCCACGCCAAAAUCACUACUUGAUCAAAUGGAAGGGACUACCCGAGUCGGAAGCAACGUGGGAACCUGAAGAAGACUUGUGGCAGUUCUGGGACAAGCUCGAGGCGCACAAGGCGACGAGGACGUCGCCAAGUUAGGUGGGGGAGAAUGUCACGAAUCUCCCGAUGCCGCGGCAUGACAUGCCAAUACGCCGCGGCAUGACAUGGAAUACGCCACGGCAUAACCGUGGCCAGGUGACAAGGAAGAGUCUAGAACAUCCCAAGAGGAAGGGGCAGAAUCCUGGAGGCUAAGAGAAUAUUCUAGACUCGUGUAGAUACAUAUACACUUGUAUAGAGUAUAGUAGAAUAUUCUAGAAUAUGAUAGAGUUGUAUAGAAUGUUCUAGAAUUAAACCAUAGCCGUUAGAUCAAAUAGAUCUCAACCAUCCAUUGAGGAGGAGGGCAAGUAUAAAUACCCCUCAAGGUGGUUCAUUUGUACACAUCGAAGUUUCCAAGCAUUCAAUAAAGUCUCAAGCUUUCCUCAAGUGUUCUUGCCUUUAACACAUUCCCUUCUAGCCAAGCACUUAAAAACACACAACACUAAGGAGUUGUCCAGGCUGACUUAGCUACUGCGAGGGGCAGAAAGGAGCUAAGGCCGCACGUGAGCUUGUUGAGGGAACAAGUCCGUGACACCCCGGUCUUAUUAGUACUUCUUGUACUACACGUGGGGGACUCCAUUGGUCGCAUGAAUGCACUAUGAUGGCACACUCGGCUGCCCCUGAAGUAGAGCAAGUUAAUGCGAUAUAUUCUCAGCGGCAAUGCUACUUCAAUCAGCCCUACGGACAGCAGCAACAAGGGAAUUACGGGCAAGGAAAUCAGCAGCAGUAGCAGUCUAGGAACUAUAAUCAGCCCCAAGCACCUCAAGGUAAGCAACAAGCACCUCAGCCGGUGCAAAGGAGUUUAGGAGGGAGACUGAGCAAAAAUUUUCUACCUUGGAAGAAACGCUAAAACAAUUAGCGCAAAAUCAACUGAGGGCGGACUCAAGGAUGCAAAACAUUGAAAAUCAAUUGGGGCAGCUUGCAAAAGCCAUAUAUGAGAGGCCUCAGGGAUCCCUCCCUAGUAACACCGAAAAUAACCCUAGAGAGCAAGUACACGCCAUCACACUAAGAAGUGGAAGGGAUCUCGAACCUGCUGUCAUAGAGAAGAAGUCUACGAAAGUUGUACCUGCUGAAGUUGUUCACGAAAAAGAGAAGGAAGAAGAGGAGAAGAAAGAGGUGGAGGCAGCCCCAAUCCAGCCCGUUCUAGUCAAACCUCACUGCCCACCCCUCCCAUUCCCGCAACGAUUAAAGGGGAAGAGUGACACUGAGGACUUCAACAAGUUUUUGAACCUCUUUAAACAUGUUCAAGUAAACGUACCAUUCAUGGAGGCACUGCAACAAAUGCCGAGGUACUCAAAGUCGGCAUUACGCAAAGUUUAUAAAAGAACUCCUCUCUAACAAAAGAAAGUGGGGAGAACCGAAAUCGGCGGUGCUGAAUGAAGAGUGCUCGACAGUGGUGCUAAAGGAGAUGCCUAAAAAGCUCAAGGACCCAGGUAAGUUUACUAUCCCUUGCUCCAUAGGAAGUGAGAUUUUUUAUAAUGCUUUAGCUGAUUUGGGUGCAAGCAUCAAUCUAAUGCCUUCUGCUUUGUAUGAGAAGUUUGCACUCGGUCCACUUAAAUCAACACACAUGUGCAUACUGGCUGACCGAUCGGUCAAAUACCCCCAGGGGAUUGCUGAAGACGUGUUGGUUAAAGUGGACAAAUUUGUUAUUCCUGUCGAUUUUGUUGUCCUAGAUAUGCCCCAAGAUCUUGAUGUGCCCUUAAUUCUUGGAAGACCUUUUCUGGCCACUGCUCGGGCCCUCAUAGAUGUUGGGGACGAGAAAUUGAUCUUGAGAGUUGGAGAGGAGAGAGUCACUUUUUGCAUGGCCAAACUGGCAAAACAGUCCUGUCAUGUUAUAGAUGAGUGCUAUGUGUUAGAUGUCAUGGAACCACACGGAGAAGAGGGAGGAAAACCCCCACCUCUCAAAGAGACCGCUUUCGAUCCAUUCUUUGAUAAAGGGUCUGAUAAAGGCUUGGAACCGCCCUUUUGUUGUAGUUGUGAUCCUCCAUUAAAUUUGUGGUUUCAUGAAUUCCAAGUUUUGAGCCAUCUGAGGGCGUUUGUUGAUAAGAGGUUUGAUAUGUGGAGGACAACUUUUCUAAGUGGACGUGUAUUUAAUUGAGGAUCCCGUGGGUUUGUUGCGUCGGGCAAAUGACGUUAAAAAUAGCGCUUCUCGGGAGGCAACCUGAGCUUACUUCUGCAUUUGUUGUUGUUUCGUUUAUUUUGUGUGUUUUGUGUGUUUUGUUUUUGCAGCUCAGGGUUUUCCGUUGGGAUGAUGUGCCGAGGAUCACUUGACUCAGUUUAGUUCUGCACCGAUCAACGCCUUAGGGAAGUUUCUGCGACUCUUAUAUUUGCCUAUUUGUAAUGUUGACUUGAGUUGAGAUUGAGCACGCGUGACCUUUUCCCCUUUACCCCCUUGUGCAUAGUGCAUAUUUCGUCAUCGAGGGCGAUGCCAAAGUUUAAGUGUGGGGGAGUGAAUUGGGCAUUUGGACAGUAGUCGUUACAUGUGAUUAUUAGAGUUAGCAUGUACAGGUGUUAGUUGUAUAUUAAUAGGAAAGUCAUGUCAAAUUUUUGAAAAUUUUUCAUUAAACUGUGUUUAUGUGAGUUGGCUAGCGUUUUGACUAAAUUAUUCACAUCAUCUUUAAAGUAUUUAGGCUUAAAUUGCUUGCACUAUAACCUAGUUCUUGAGAGGAUGAAGGCAUUAGUCACCCAUCGAAUUAAUUCAUAAAAUCAUUCACUCCACUUGAAUAAGUUCCUUUAAGAGAAGCCAUUUUGAGCCUGACCGUUCUUUGUUCACCCAAUCAAUUGAGCUCCAUAACCAAAUAGCCUGUUUCGUACCCAUGAAUAUAUCUGACAAAGUGUUGAUGUUUAGGGAACUAGAGGAUUAAUUUGCUAAGUUUAAGGAAUUUGUGUAGGAGCCAUUUUUAGCACUGUUCCUAUGCCUAAGUGAAUUUGAUAUUUUCGAGGAAUUUGAUAUUUUCGAGGACUGCAUUGUAGGCAUGGAUUCACUUUUAAUUUAAUGAACUUUAAUUGCUAUUUUUCUUUGGUGAGGCCGAGAUUAGAAUGAGGUAAUGUCUAGUGAGAAUCCGAAAGGUGAAAAAUUAAUGUAGCUAGACCUCUUAUCUUGCGAAAAAGAGAAUGGGAGCCCCAGUCAAAAAGCGUAAGUGUUUUUCACAAUUAGAUGAGACCUUGAGUAUCUUUCGAAAGAAAUGACGUUCUCGUGACAACAUGACAAGGAAAACUGAACUUAUUUAAUGAAUUUGGAGGCUUUAGCAAAAUUAGCUUUAGUCCUCCGCGUACUUCAAGUAUACGUCAAAGCACCAAUGAUUGUUCUUAGUUGUACACCAUGUCUACUCUUUGCAUAGACUUAGAUGAUUGUUCCUAAAUUGUGGCCUACUGAGUUCCUUGAUCCUAAGAAUAACCCUGAAGUUCCUGAAUGCAUUGAGUCUUUGUUAGAAUAUUCCAAUCUCUCAAAAGAAAGGGCUAUUAUCAUUCACCAUUCACUAUCACCUUCACAAGUCUUUCUGAUCGACAUCUAUUUUAUUUGGGUAUGAUGUCAUUACUUUAAGGAUGGUGCGAAUAAUUUUAUCAAAUAGUUUAGCUUGAGUACAAAGAUGUAGUUUAGGGAAGAAUUUUCUUGGUCUAGAUUGUCUCUCUGUGAAUAUCCUUUUAGCUACGUGUGCAUGCUAACUGUUUUAAUUCUGUGUGGUGAUUAUCGUAAGUCCCAUUGUUCGAUUUGUUUGAGGACAAGCAAAAGCUCAAGUGUGGGGGAAUUUGAUAAGUUCAUAUUACAACACGCAUUUGAUGCGUGUUGGAAUCGGAUUUCGAUAGUUUUCCUAGCUAUAAGGGGUUGCAAGUCUCAAUUUUAGUUCAAGAUGUAAUUAUCAGGCGUCGGGUCGAGUUUUGUGGCGUUUGAAGUCAAAAAUCAGAGAAUUUGAGCUCGGCAUCGACAUUUGAGAUGAGUUGAAGAGUGCUCGAAAAUGAUUUGAGAGAUUUGGAGGUCACCGGGAGGUUCGUGACGAAGAAUUGUUGAAGAAAAAGCUUUUGGAACGAUUGCAGGGGCAUUUGGAGCGAGGAAAAGAAGAGAAAAUCAAGUUUUUACAUACGCACGGUCGUGCCCAUGAGGUACGCACGCCGUGCGUACGUGGCAGUAAGCCCCAGGAGACGGAAUGAGAUCACGCACACCGUGCGUGCAGGGUAUGCACGCCGUGCGUGCACGAGGGCCGAAGCGAGGAAGCUACUGGAGGGUACGCACGCCGUGCGUGACUGUUACGCACGCCGUGCGUAAGUGCGAAACGCAGGUUUGCUCCGGAUGCACGGACGCCACGCACGCCGUGCUUAGCACCGUGCGUGGGUCCGAAACCCUAAUCCUGGUCGAAUUUUGUUGUGUUUCCUUUAAAUAUCACCUCCCUAAUCCUUUUAGAGGGGGUGGAACUUAGAGAGCAGCUUAAGGACGAAAUUUAGAGAGCUUUUCAGCCUGGUUUUUCAAUUCUUUAAGAUUCUUCAUAAGUUCCUACUUUUUAAUUAAUGGCAAUUAUUUCUAUUCUUCCCAAUUCUGUUGAUUAUUCAAUUAUGAGUCGGGAGUAUUUUUAAUUAGGGAUUUGGGAUUGAUGAAGGGGUUAAUCAUGAUGUAUGGCUAGAUUUUUGAUGGAUUAAUUGCAUGCAUGAUAUUUAAUUUGUGUCUGAGUGAUUUUAUUGAUAUCUUUUGUAACCUAGAACAGCCGCUAGAAUUACAAUUGCUUGUAGAAUAAAUUAAGAGAUAUCUAGUUCAUUCUAGGACACAUUCACACACAUUUAAUCAUUCGCUAAGAGAUUAGUAACGAUUAAGGGGCUGUAAGCUCGCUCGUUUUGGCAAUGGUUUAGAUACCUGUCGUAUGAGAGAUCAACCUGGUCCCCUAAAUUAUUGUACUCUACGCCGCGAGAGCGGUAAGAACUUAGUAAUAAUUAGUUAGGCUCAUUUAAAUUAAUUUCAUGUAAUUAAGCCUGAUCUGCCAGAAAUCUGAUUACCCUGGGAUCAAUCCCUAUUCCUUUCGUCGUUAAUUAUGAAAAACCCAAUCAAUUAUUUUUAUUCACCCAUUCGCAUUAAUCUAUUUUCCAAACCACCCAAUCUCGCACAAUUGCAUUUUAUUUUAUUUUAUUUCUUUUUAAUCGCUGAAUUUAGUUAAUCUUUAAUUCCCCUUUAUCGUCCCUGUGGAGACGAUACUCGUACUUACACCAUUAUUCUACGAUCUAUUUUUAAGUGCGAGAAAAUUAUUAUUACACCCCUAACCCAUCCUCGUUUCCUUCAUCUCUUACCUCUUACCCAUUAUCCCUACCCCUACCCGUCACCCUUACCCCCACCCCCACUCCCACCACUACCCCCUCCCCACCCCUACCCAUCCUCGUAUAGUAGUACCCCUAACUCCUAACCCCACCCCACCUGUUACCCUACCUACCCCUACCUCUACCCCUUACCCUCAUCCCCUGUCCUAGUCGUUCCAUGGGGGGUAGGGGUACGAGCCACGAGUAGGGGUUAGGGUGUUGGGGUAGGGGCCGGGGUAAGGGUAGGAUUAGGGGUGGUAGGUGGUAGGGGAUAGUAGGCCCCCACGUAAUAUAUAUACUGGUGCAUACAUAAAGGUUUGUGUGUUUAUAUAUGUAUAGGGUUAUUUUGGAUAUUUUAAUGUUAAACGGUGUUUUAAACCCUUUAAGGUAAACAUGAGCUUAUAGCACUACUUAUUUUAAGCAUCGCUUAUUAACGCAAGUCUUAAUAAUCAUCGCUUAGUAACAUGUGAAGUAAACAUAUCCUAAGGUAUGUAGAUCAAUGGUUCAAAAGAAUGUUUGAGAUAUUUGUUUUGAAGAAUCACUGAGUUUACUUUUCUGUUUUAGGGAGUGUAAGAGUGUGUUUGAGAUGACUUGGUUUAAAGAAUAACUGGUUUUCAUCAGAAUGAAGAGAACUUUUACUUGAAGGAAGAAAAACUUUAGCAAUGAAAAGAAAAAGAACUAAGAAGCGCCUAUUGUGAUUAAAAGUACAUAGAGCUGUUUGAAAAGAAAAUGCUAUUAGUGCUUAAAUGAGAAAGCACUUCGUAUAGCAUAAGUAAUGCCAAACAAGAUCUAAGUCUGCUUGACUGCCCCUUGUUCAAUUGUGCACUUUAUGUCAUCAGGGUGUUCAAGAGGCAGUUUAUCUGUCUCUCAACUUGAACUUUGAAACAAAAAAAAAUUGUAAUUUUAAUUGUUUAAGGUUCUCCCCCGUCAUCUCCUACACAUCUCUGUUAAAUGCACAAAACCGAUAUGUUGUUAGUUCUGCGCUUCUAUUUGUAUUUCAUUUUUUCUCAAGGCCUUAUAAGAAAAUAUCUGGAACACAUAAGAUGGUAGGGAAGGGAUGUUCAAGAGGCAUUGUAAGAGUUUGUUUUCUGCUUAGAUUCCUCCCACAUUUUCAUCCCUUCCAAAUUUCUUCCCUAUUUCCAUCCAUAAUUCCUCUCACUAGCUUUCUCCGCGUUCCAAACGGACCCUAAAUGCAUGUGGGUGCUCAUGCUGAAUAAGGUUAUGUGUUGCAGGUUGACAUGGUUAUUAUACCAACAACAACGGGGGAGGUGGGUAUCCUCCCAGGACAUGUAGCCACAAUUGCUGAGCUAAAGCCCGGAGUAAUGUCAGUGCAUGAAGGAAAUGAUGUGAUGAAAUAUUUUGUUAGCAGCGGGUUUGCAUUUGUGCAUUCAAACUCUGUUACAGAUAUAAUGGCUCUCGAGGCAGUUCCCAUUGAAAAAAUUGAUCCAGACAUAGUGGAAAAAGGGCUUGCAGAGUUGACACAGAAGCUUAGCUCUGCAUCUACCGAGUUGCAGAAAGCUGAAGCACAAAUCGGUGUGGAUGUGCUAACUGCUCUUAAUUUUGCCGUUAUGGGUGGCUAGGCUAGUAGGCUGUGUUUGUUUUUAAAAUACGUGUUUUUGUUGAUAAAUAUCAGUAUAUUUUUAUCCAAUUAACAUAUGUGUAUAUUAUUUACACCAACUUUCUGUUUAAAAUUCAAUUAGGAAGACUGUUGAAUAAAUUAUUGAAAAACAAUGCGUCAAAGUAUAUAUAAAAUCGCAUCGUUUUUCCAAAAUUUAUUUAAUUGACUUUCUCAUUCAAUUUUAAAUUGAAAUUUAGUGAAAAUAAUUUACACUUCAUGAAAAAUAUACUUACAAUAUUUUAUUAAAAAAUCUACCAUAAGCAUUUUUUUUUAUCAUCAAAA